CUCCAGUACACUUGAAGUAGAAGCAUGUUCGAGAUUCAAAUUGUAAUCGGCUUCGGUGUUUUUUGUGCGGACAAUGCGACCACUCAGCCUUUCGAGGUUGACCCACACGAAAUAAAAGUCCACGAUUAAAUCAAAAAAAAUCGAUUUCAAGGCUGAAAAUGCAGCGAGACAUGAAUAGAGAUCCACUCUCAACAACUAAAAUCCACAAAACAAUUCUGAAUCCAUUAGAAGAGCCAGAUAUCCACCAUAUAGUUAGAGGAGCUGAAACAUAAGUUAUGACGAAUGACCGCGCCGAAUUUAAGAAAUUGAAAUCAAGAAUUUAACAUGAAAGAAACUAACGAGGUGGAGGUCGGACUGGUUCGUUUUUUUCUCACGGAGUGUCGACCCAAGUGGUCCAACGAAGCUUCAAUCUGUUGUAAUCACCUGCAGGAAACUCAUUCAUCUCAUACUCAUUCUCACGCACCUGAUUACUAUGAUUUAAUCCUGGAAGAUUUUGUACUAUUCGCAGACGAUCUAUCGUUGUGUACUAAAGAAUAAAGAAGGAGCUCCAUAACCUGUUUCGCAUUUUUACUGUUAAUUCCAACUCCAAUAGGAUUAGGAAUCGAAGAAAUAUUUGCACGUUGAUGUUGAGCUUUGACUAGGUUGUAAUUGUAUUCGAUUUUCACAGAAAAGAUACUGAUUAGAACAGCACGACUUUGUAGUUUCCACCAGGAAUAAAGAUCUACGUAUUGUCAAAUCAAGUUCUGGUUCUCUCGGUAGUUGUUACUAGACAGGACCGUCUAGUAAAUAUCCAUCUCUGUUGUUGAUCACGCACAGAAUCUCUACCACAAAAUGGCAACAAAGCGACUCUCGAAGGAGCUGCGAGACAUCAGCAAUGACCCACCGAGCGGGUGCGUAGCAGAACCAGUGGGGGAUGACCUCUUCCAGUGGCGAGCGUUCAUCAACGGCCCGGGAGAGAGUCCGUACGAGGGCGGUCUCUUCGAGCUCUCUCUCCAGUUUCCAAACGACUAUCCCUUCAAGCCGCCAAAAGUCCACUUUGUCACAAAAAUCUACCACUGCAACAUCAACAACAACGGUACUAUACAAGCAUACGAGAAAGCUUUUUUUGAAGUUUGAGUUUCUGUCAGAGAAAAUAAGUGAAGGCGUGUCCUCUUUGAACAGGUUUAGCAGCUUGGCUUUGAUGUUGAUAAGAUGUGAUGCAAUACAAAAAAAAACAGGUUCUAUCUGCCUUGACAUUCUCAAGGAUCAGUGGAGUCCAGCGCUGAAUGUUGGGAAAAUCCUGCUCUCUAUCAGUUCGCUUCUGCAUGCGUGCAAUCCUUCGGACCCAUUAGUCCCAGAAAUCGCCGACCUCUAUCAGAAGAACAAAAGCGAGCACGAUCGCAUUGCUCGAGAAUGGGUGCAGAAGCAUGCCGUGGCGAAGAGGUAAAAAUGGCUUUACUUAGACACAUUUUACUUUUAUGAGAAGCCGUAAGCGUGACAUUGAUACUCACAGUUUGUCGCUGUUUCUGGGUGGUGCGAUAUAAAUCCUUUUUGUAAAAACUCUACAUACAGGUAAACGCGCCACGACACAGCGCCUUUGGAACUGGAUUCGUCUCGUUCAUCAUGACACUACAUUCAAGAGCAAUCGAGCCGCCUGGUCGCCUCCGGACCACAGCUUCGGAUUUCUAGCAAUGCCGAGGGCAGUCUCUCUGGGAGUCCACCGGACCGACUUCUGCUUCCUACGUCGCUUUUCCUUCUUCACAAAAUGAAAAUAACAGCUUGUGGCUUUCUUCUGGCUUCAGCAGAAAAAGAAAACUUGACUGGCCGUUACUUCGGACAACGAGCUAAGAACAACUUCUGGGACAUUGGAACAACUUUUAGCUGCACUACCACGGCAGUCCUGUAGUACACAUCGGGCACGCAUCAAAAAUUGUCAGAUUCUCUCUACACUUGCAGAUCGUGCGUCCCGGCGCACUUCUGCAAGUCUACAUCAACAAAGCAGUACUCAAGUACAGCACCAGUGAUCCUGAUACUCUGCGGAGCCGCAGGCAACAAUUUCAGUGGAUGUCAAUCUGGAAGGGGGAGGAAGAUGAUCGUUGGUCGGAUCGCAAUGAAUAAGUAGAAGUGAACUUUAUUCAACAUAACUGCUUUCGGGAUUCGCUCGACGUUCGAGCUCAGUCCUUUGGCACCAGGCAACAAACUAUCCAUUCUUGAACCUCACACUGCAUCGGGGAAGGUUGUAUCAAAAAGAACC
Molecule: messenger RNA, 2233 nt
Organism: Amoebophrya sp. A120
Lineage: Eukaryota; Dinophyceae; Syndiniales; Amoebophryaceae
Source: the annotation of a GenBank genome assembly